AUGCCGUUCCUCAACAAUGGGUCUGAGACCCCAUCUGACUCUGACAAAAGCUUAAAUGAAUUUGAAAAGCUCGUGCAUGAUCUUAGCGUGGCUUUGGGUCCAAGCUCCGGUCUCGACUCGGAUGAUGUCGACCCCAAGAAUAUUGAAAUGCUCAUGUCAAAAUACAUCUCCAACUCAGAAGAAUGGGGAAAUUGUGCCCUGGGAGACCCCAGCAGAUCUUACACACGAAAUUUGAUUGAUGAAGGGAAUGGCAAAAGCAACCUACUGAUUCUCGUCUGGAGUCCAGGAAAGGGCAGCGCGAUACAUGAUCAUGCCAAUGCACACUGCGUCAUGAAGAUUCUCAAAGGAACGCUGAAGGAGACACUUUACUCCUGGCCUGAUCAAGAAAAGAUAAAGCAUGGAGAGUCGGCCCCUCCUCAGAUUACUCGAAAAACUACAUUCGGAGAAAAUGAGGUCACAUACAUGUCCGACAAGCUUGGCCUGCAUAGAAUAUCGAAUCCGGACCCAAACAACUUUGCUAUCUCGCUACAUCUUUACACACCACCCAACGCAGCUAGGGAUGGCUUUUGUCUCUAUGACGAGAAAACUGGCAAAGCGAAACACAUUAAACAGGCACAUUUUUACUCUGUUCGCGGGAAGCGUCUUGACUAUGGACAGUAA
Molecule: messenger RNA, 660 nt
Organism: Penicillium verhagenii
Lineage: Eukaryota; Fungi; Ascomycota; Eurotiomycetes; Eurotiales; Aspergillaceae
Product: putative cysteine dioxygenase Cdo1
Exons: 5
Coding region: 1-660 (219 amino acids)
Biological process (GO): L-cysteine catabolic process
Molecular function (GO): ferrous iron binding; cysteine dioxygenase activity
Source: RefSeq, a predicted model, not a curated record